AUGCCACAAGCGAAUGACCUACUGAACCACAUCGACACCGCGCAUCUCGUCAAAAUGGAUGAAGUCCUUGACCAACUUGACACUCUUGGCUUUGCUCAUAUUAAGCCUGACUUCUACUAUUCUACCGAUGAUUCAGAGAGUUUUUCUAACAUUGAAACUCUUCAAGAUACUUAUUCGAGUCUUUCAAGAGAUUCAGACCCCGGGAAUCGUCAUCGAGCCUAUGCUAGCUUUCAAUGGUCUCCUUUAAACAAUGAGUUAAUCAAAAAAGACUCAACUGAUUAUUUUCAAGCUAAGGAAUACAAUUAUAUUGAUGGUGGAAAGAUUCGAACUUUUGAUCCAAUUUGUCCAAGAUAUCUCAAGAAUUCUCUACUAAAAAGUGUCGUGGAAAAGGAUAUUGAUUUGGCUAAAGAGACGGGAAUCAUUGAUUUCUCUUCAAGUGUUGAGAUUGGCCUUCAUCAGAUUCGCUAUGUUGCAAAUGGAACUGAACCGGCUUUCAGUUCUCCUCUCUGGCUACAUCGAGAUGAUGAACCCCUCGUUUUUGUCCAUCUGUUCUCACUUUCUGAAAAUGCAAUUGGAGGAGACAAUCUGAUAGCCAAAGAUGUGAAAACAAUAACUCAUUUAAUUCGACUUCAAAAACCCUUGGAGACUCUUGUUCUCACCAAAAAGCCCUAUCAUGCAGUGACUCCUCUUGGAUCAUCUCAUGGGGCAGCUUUCAGAGAUAUUCUAUUAGUCACUUUUAUGAAUAAGAAAUCUUCUCUU
Molecule: messenger RNA, 759 nt
Organism: Mesorhabditis belari
Lineage: Eukaryota; Metazoa; Nematoda; Chromadorea; Rhabditida; Rhabditidae
Source: the annotation of a GenBank genome assembly